Messenger RNA from Camellia sinensis, 2683 nucleotides. RefSeq names its product ethylene-responsive transcription factor ERF054. Gene Ontology annotation, biological process: regulation of DNA-templated transcription. The record is from RefSeq and is a predicted model, not a curated record. NCBI's taxonomy places the organism in Eukaryota, Viridiplantae, Streptophyta, Magnoliopsida, Ericales, Theaceae. Gene Ontology annotation, cellular component: nucleus. Gene Ontology annotation, molecular function: DNA-binding transcription factor activity; DNA binding.
CCCACACAAAACAAUCCUCUGCUUUUUCAGCUUCUGGUUCCCACACACCACACCAAACAAUAAACAAACAACCAUAGCAUCAACUAGUUGGAUUCUCUCUGUUCCUCCUCAAAGCCGCUCGCUCUCUCUCUCUUCUAUACCAAUCAUCUCUCUCAAUUUCAGAGAUUUGGGAUGGGUUACUCUCAAAUUAAUUGCUUAUUGUGUUCUGCUCUGUUUUGGUUUAAAGAUAUUAGAAAUUGAAAUCAAACCCAGAUUUCAAAAUUGGGUCUUGUAAUUUUUUUAUUUUAUUUUUAUUACUACAUACUUUCUGACCAAAAUCAGGAUCUGGGCUUUUAAAAUUUUACUUGUUUUUCAAUUGGGUUUUCAAAUUUUUUGCCUUCUUUUGAUUUGGUGACCCAUCUCAAAUUUCUCUCAAACCCCUGUUUUUUUGAACUAUCAGGGUAGUUUUUCAUUUCAGUAUCGAGAGAGCGGGCGGCUAGAGUUUUCGAGCUUUGGUUGUUGAAUUUGGUGGUUGUGUGUCAAUGGAUCAAUCUGGGAAUAGUGGCAAAUCAAAAAAAGUUAUUGAAGAAACUGAGAAGAUGGCCCAGAUGGAAUGGGUGAGAGACCAAACUAAGGACUUCGACAUCGGCUUCGAGAGGCCACAAUGGAAGCCAGUUUUUGAAGAAGCUUCCAUGUCAAGUAGGCCUCUCAAGAAGGUCAAAAGUCCUGAACGCCAAGACCCAUUUCAAUCCUCUGUUUCUUCAGCUCAACAAACUCCUUCUCUGUCUCUCUCAUCCUCUGUUCCUUACACUACUACAGCACCCAUAGCUUUCCCUCCAUCAUCAUCUUCAAGGCUUGUAUUUCCUUUUGCCUUGGAUAAUUCUCAACAAUCCAUGGAAAAUCUACACCAAUUCCAAACCAACCCGCCUCCUCUGUUCCUUCAACCGCCACAAAAUCAACAGCAAAUGAUUUCCUUUGCUCCUCAGAACCAAAGCCUAGGCUUCCCACCAUACUUUGCCGGAGACUCGGCUCCAUCACAGCAGCAAUUACUGCAGUACUGGAGUGAUGCACUGAAUUUGAGUCCAAGAGGAAGGAUGAUGAUGAUGAACAGGUUGGGACAGGAUGGUCGGGGCUUGUUUAGGCCUCCAGUGCCCCCUAUUUCACCUACCAAGCUCUACAGAGGAGUGAGGCAGAGACAUUGGGGCAAAUGGGUAGCUGAAAUUCGUCUCCCUCGAAACAGGACUCGCCUCUGGCUCGGCACCUUUGACACAGCAGAGGACGCCGCCUUAGCCUAUGAUCGCGAGGCCUUUAAGUUGAGGGGAGAGAAUGCUCGGCUCAAUUUCCCCGAACUCUUCCUCAAUAAAGACAGAGCAGCUUCGUCAGCGCCCGGUUCAUCUUCAUCGUCUCCUCCUACUCCCCAUGGAAAUUUGGCUCCUAGCCGGUACUCGAAACAACCUCAGGAAGCUUCAGAAGGCCCAAAUUUGGAGGUUUCAAGUAUGGAAAUGCCACCACCAGAGUGGCCCAAACCUCAAGAAGAUAACCCAGAUGAGGAUUCGGGAUUGGGGUCGAGCGAGGUCACAGUUGCAGGGGGUUCUGGAGCAGGGGAAGGUAUUUUGGAGUCAUCGGAAUUGGUUUGGGGUGACAUGGCAGAGGCUUGGAUGAAUGCAAUUCCAGCUGGUUGGGGUCCAGGUAGUCCAGUUUGGGAUGAUUUGGACACAACCAAUAAUCUUCUGUUGCCUUCAAAUCUUCCUUUUGCCAAUGUUCAUCAGCAGGACUUGAGUGGUUCUAAUCCUCAAAAACAGGAACAGAACAUCGCCCCGGCUGAUUCAUCGUCUUCUUCUUCUUCAUGCCCUAUGAAGCCCUUCUUUUGGAAGGAUCAGGACUGAAUAUUCACACACAAGACCUCUUCCCCCCCCCCUCUCUCUCUCUCUCUCUCAGUUGGAGAAAAGAUUUUAGACAAUCUCCUCAGAUAUCUUCACCGGGUUGCAUAUUUUUCCACAGAAACAGCCUGUGAUUUCAUUACUUUUACUUCUCUUUCUUUUACUUUAUUAUUGAACCCAAUCCUCAGUCCUCCCUCCCCUUCCUUCCUUCCUUCCUUGCCUCUCUCACUGGUUGCUGAUUUUUGACAAAACAACCUGUGAUAUUUUUCUAUGGAGCAUUGUUACCUCUCUUUUCCAUUGAGUUCUUCAAACCUGCUCAGUAACCUUUUACUUCCUUUUCACAAACACAGAAACUGUCAUAGAACCCGACACAGGUUUUUACACUAAAAAAAAAUUAAUCUAUUCAUAUACAUUCUGUGUCCUGUGGCAGGUUUGUGCUUGUUAUUCUUUUACAAAAGCCUAAGGACGCUUCUAGAUCCUCCCCUCCUACCCCAUCUGCUACACAACGGCUGCAUAUUUUUAGGCCUUUUGACAGUGGCAGUUCACUACAUGCAUUUUCAGUAGUAGUAGUAGUAAUAACUAGCUAGAAACUAUUAUGUAUUUGGGCUGUUGAUAAUGUUUCAUGUAGAAUAGGACAAGCUUAGAAGGAGACAGUUUUGUGAUCUCCUCCAUUGAACCAUCCAUUGCAAGCUCUGUUUUUCCAGCUUUGAGGAUGGGAACAAGCUAUAUAGUUUUCUACAUUGUUAGUUUUUAUCUUACUAUUGUAAUGUUAUCAUGUUCCAUUUAGCAAAUAGAAUCAAUCAGUUCAAACAUUUUUACACCCA